Molecule: messenger RNA, 509 nt
Organism: Magnolia sinica
Lineage: Eukaryota; Viridiplantae; Streptophyta; Magnoliopsida; Magnoliales; Magnoliaceae
Product: wound-induced basic protein
Exons: 2
Coding region: 145-291 (48 amino acids)
Source: RefSeq, a predicted model, not a curated record
AGCUCCCGAUGCGAAGCCCGGGCAAAACGAAAUAUCUAGGGUUUGGAAACCAUCUCCGAAGAAUCUCAUCCCCACCGACCUUCAAAAAAAUCCCAACAUCAGAGACUAUCCGUCCGUCCAUACAUCUGUCGUCGUCACAUCAAGAUGAUCUACGACGUCAAUUCCCCGCUCUUCCGAUCAUUCCUCAGCCAGAAAGGCGGGGCUUCCUCUGACAAGAGGAAAUCGGAAGAGCAGAAGCCCAAGGAGCAGAGGCCGAAGGCCAGCGAGAACAAGCCCGUGAUGACAGAAUAAAAGAUGGAAAAAUAUGGGUAGGUGAUGGUGUUUUCAGCAUAUGAUGAGCAGUGGGAGCUUGAGUGAUAUCGAACCUUGAUGUAGUACUUGUUUUCAAGUGGAGGGUGUGCAGCCAUCCCAGUCUUGAAUUUCAGCAACAUAAACAGGAUUUUUAGUUUUUAAUCAGCUUUGCUGCUUUCGAUCUGCUAAUGUGAUCUGUCAUGAUUAUGGUGUUACAA